Messenger RNA from Phoenix dactylifera (date palm), 615 nucleotides. The record is from RefSeq and is a predicted model, not a curated record. NCBI's taxonomy places the organism in Eukaryota, Viridiplantae, Streptophyta, Magnoliopsida, Arecales, Arecaceae.
AUGAAAAAUGUGCCAUAUUCUAGUGCUACACGUAGCUUGAUGUACGUUGAGGUGUGCACUAGACCAGACAUCGCCUAUGCAGCUAGUUUGUUGGGUAGAUAUUCUUCUAAUCCUGAUCAUGAACAUUGGGUAGGAGCUAAAAAGGUGUUGAGAUACUUGAAGAAAACUAAAGGAUACUUGCUUGUUUAUAAAAAAGUUGAUAACAUUGAAGUCAGUAGUUAUGCAGAUUCAAAUUUUGCUGGUUACUCAGCUGAUAUGAAGUCUACUACAGGAUAUAUUUUCAUGCUUGCUGGAGGAGCUAUAUCUUGGAAGAGUUUCAAACAGUCUCUUGUUGCAUCUUCCAUGAUGCAAGCAGAGAUAAUUGCAUGCUUUGAAGCGGGGCUCAUGCCAUAUGUAUUCUUUACGAAGAAUACUAACAACUCGGGUGGUGCUAAAUACAUAGAUCUCAAGUAUUUUAAAAUUAGAGAAUGGGUUAAUAACAACGACCUUUACUAUGAGCAUAUUGCCAUAGAAGAUAUGGUUGCUGAUCCAUUAACCAAGGGGCUUAGACCUAUUGAUUUUGUUAAACAUGUUGAGCACAUGAGCUUGCUGAUGUCAUUUGAUGUGUUUGGUUAG